AUGGAGAUUACUAAAGCUAUACAACUCCACAUGAAGCAUUGGAGGGAUGCAUUUUGUGAGGAUGCUGACAUCGGAGGGGGUGCAGUCUUAGAUUUGGAUGAUUCCCGUUUUGCAAUGUGGUUGGUUCAUAAAGAGCUACAUCUCCUCACGGCUCUUUGGCGGGACAAGCUUCGGCCUGACAAGCUUGGUAAGGCAGCUGAUAAAUCAGGGGAUGAUGAAGAUCUAUAUUCCAGAGAGCAUAACCCAGAAUUCCUCGUGGAGAGUUGGAGGAUGGAAAUUGCUAAUGCUGUUGACAUCUCAAGAUGUGCAGUCAGAUCCAGAUAUAAAAUGCUAAAGGCUUAUAAUCAGAUAGAGGACCUCGUGAAACAUUGGAAGUUCGCACUUUGUGAUGCUGCCUGCAUCGCGAGGUUGGUAGUCCUGCAUUACAGAAGAAAAAAGGAUAAUGAGAUCAACAUGCUCGUGAAGCAUGCUGGGGACGCACUUUGUGAGGCUGCUGGCAUCUCAGGGUUUGUAGUCCUCAAUUCUAGGAAUGAAAGCGAGGCUAUAAAAAAAAUCGUUAACAAUGUUACAAGUUUGUUGGACAAGACAGAGUUGUUUGUUGCCAAUAAUCCGGUCGGAGUAGAACCUCGAGUGCAAGAAAUGGUUCAGUUACUAGACCAAAACCAAUCAGACGAUGUUCUACUACUAGGGGUAUGGGGAAUGGGAGGCAUUGGAAUGGAUCGGAAUGAUGUUAUACAUAUAUUAAAUGGUUGUGGACUUUUCCCAGAGAAUGGAAUACGUGUCUUGGUAGAGCGAAGCCUUGUAACAGUAGAUGAUAAGAACAAACUUGGAAUGCAUGAUUUGCUACGGGACAUGGGAAGAGAAGUUAUUCGAUCAAAAUCACCAAUGGUGCUUGAGGAACGAAGCAGGUUAUGGUUUCAUGAGGAUGUGCUUGAUGUGUUAUCAAAAGAAACUAAACUCAGGUUGCUUCAACUUUCUGGUGUGGAACUUGUUGGAGAUUUUGAAUAUCUUUCGAAAGAUCUUAGAUGGCUUUGUUGGCAUGGAUUUCCUUUUGCCUUCAUACCAACAAGCUUUUAUCAAGGAAGUCUAAUUUCUAUUGAGUUGGAAAACAGUAAGAUUACAAUGAUGUGGAAGGAGACCCAGAGGAUAGGCAAGCUGAUGGAGAAGUUGAAAAUUCUUAAUCUUAGCCAUUCACAUUAUUUAACAAAGACUCCAGACUUUUUGAAUUUGCCUAAUCUUGAAAAGCUGGUACUCAUAGAUUGUCCAAGCCUGUCUGAGGUUUCAUAUACCAUUGGACAUCUCACCAAAGUUCUCCUACUAAAUUUUCAAGAUUGUAUUAGCCUUCGUAACCUUCCAAGAAGUAUCUAUAAAUUGAAAUCUCUUAAAACACUCAUUCUUUCUGGAUGUUUAAAGAUUGACAAGUUGGAAGAGGACAUAGAACAGAUGGAGUCUUUGACGACCCUUAUUGCAGAUAAGACUGCAAUAACAAGAGUGCCCUUUUCAAUAGUUAGAUCGCAAAGUAUUGGAUAUAUUUCAUUAUGUGGUUAUGAAGGAUUUUCACGCGAUGUGUUUCCCUCAAUCAUUUGGUCUUGGAUGUCACCAGCAAAUAAUCUCUCUUCUUGUGUUCAAACAUUUGUGGAUAUGUCAUCACUUGUUGCUAUAGAUGUUCCAAAUAGCAGUUCCAAUCAGCUAUCAUAUAUCACUGAGGAGCUUCCAAAGCUUCAAAGUCUUUCGAUAGAGUGUGGCUCGGACCUUCAACUUUCUCGAGAUACAACAAGUAUUUUAGAUGCUUUAUAUAAUUCAAAUUCUGAAGAAUCAGAGUCAUCUACAACUACAUCACAAAUGCAAAAUAAUAUGCCUACAAGUGAUGACAGUGACUGUUUGCUCCCUGGUGACUGUUAUCCAGAUUGGUUAUCCUUCAGUAGCAACAAUAACAACGGUUCUUCUGUGACUUUUGAAAUCCCUCAAGUGAAUGGGCGUAACUUGAAGACAAUGAUGUGCCACAUCCAUUAUUCUUCCCCUGACAAUAUAACAUCAGAUGGCCUUAAAAAUUUGUUGGUGAUAAAUCUCACAAAGACCACCAUUCAGCUUUAUAAAAGAAAUGCAUUAGCAUCGUUUAAAGAUGAGGAGUUGCAGAGGAGGGUACUAUCAAACAUAGAGCCUGGAAACAAGGUGCAAAUUGUUGUUGUUUUCUGGAGCAGAUUAACUGUUAUCAAGACAACAAUUUAUCUUAUAUAUGAGCCAAUUGAUGAAAAAAUGGAGCACGAGCCUGCACCAAAUAACACUCCAAAUAACAAUGUAAUUGUUCCUAGUUACGAAUCUUUAUGUGCCGUCAGGUUGAUCUCUCCUGAAGUGGAACUCGUGCAGAACUUGAAGUGUGUUUCGGAGAAAAGCUUAACUAAACGCUUAUUGAAUAAAUUCUUACCAUGUAAGUACUUUUGUAAAGGAAAAAUGGAGAAGAAGAAAAAUCAAGGUUAA
Molecule: messenger RNA, 2478 nt
Organism: Sphenostylis stenocarpa
Lineage: Eukaryota; Viridiplantae; Streptophyta; Magnoliopsida; Fabales; Fabaceae
Source: the annotation of a GenBank genome assembly